UUUCUGCAACUCCCAACCCCCCAACUCAGUAGAGAGAGAGAGAGAGAGAGAGAGAGGGUACUGGUGAAAACUGAGGAGGAGGAAUAUGGAUCUGGCGGUGGUGGAGAAGGCGCUGCUGGGGCUGUUCGUGGCGGCGGUGGUGGCGGUGGUGGUGUCGAGGCUGCGGGGGAAGCGGUUCCGGCUGCCACCGGGCCCCAUUCCGGUGCCCAUCUUCGGGAACUGGCUGCAGGUCGGGGACGACCUCAACCACCGGAACCUGACUCAGCUGGCCCGCCGCUUCGGAGACAUCUUCCUCCUCCGCAUGGGCCAGCGCAACCUGGUCGUCGUCUCCUCGCCGGAGCUCGCCAAGGAGGUACUCCACACCCAGGGCGUCGAGUUCGGCUCCCGCACCCGCAACGUCGUCUUCGACAUCUUCACGGGGAAGGGGCAGGACAUGGUGUUCACCGUCUACGGAGAGCACUGGCGCAAGAUGCGGCGGAUCAUGACGGUGCCCUUCUUCACCAACAAGGUGGUGCAGCAGUACAGGGGAGGGUGGGAGGACGAGGCGGCGCGGGUGGUGGAGGACAUGAGGUCCAACCCCAAGGCGGCGACGGAGGGGGUGGUGCUCCGCCGCCGGCUGCAGCUGAUGAUGUACAACAACAUGUACAGGAUCAUGUUCGACCGGCGGUUCGAGUCGGAGGACGACCCGCUGUUCGUGCGGCUUAAGGCGCUGAACGGGGAGAGGAGCAGGCUGGCGCAGAGCUUCGAGUACAACUACGGCGACUUCAUUCCGGUGCUCCGGCCGUUCCUCCGGGGUUACCUCAGGUUGUGUAAGGAGAUCAAGGAGACGAGGCUCAAGCUCUUCAAGGACUUCUUCGUCGAGGAAAGGAAGAAGCUCGCCAGCACGAUGGGCUCUUCCCAAAGCUCAUCGGGAGAACUUAAAUGUGCCAUCGAUCACAUCCUCGACGCCCAGAACAAGGGAGAGAUCAACGAAGACAACGUCUUGUACAUAGUCGAGAAUAUCAACGUUGCGGCGAUUGAGACGACGUUGUGGUCAAUAGAGUGGGGGAUCGCCGAGCUGGUGAACCAUCCCGAGAUCCAAAGAAAGCUCCGGCACGAGCUGGACACAGUGCUAGGUCCGGGUGUCCAAAUUACCGAGCCAGACAUGGCCAAGCUGCCAUACCUUCAAGCAGUGAUCAAGGAAACCCUCCGGCUCCGCAUGGCUAUCCCCUUGCUUGUUCCUCACAUGAACCUCCAUGACGCCAAGCUCAACGGCUACGACAUUCCGGCGGAGAGCAAGAUCCUGGUCAAUGCGUGGUUCCUCGCAAACAACUCGGACCAUUGGAAGAAGCCGGAGGAGUUCCGGCCAGAGCGGUUCUUGGAGGAGGAAGCGAAGGUUGAAGCGAACGGCAAUGACUUCCGGUACCUGCCCUUCGGCGUCGGCCGACGGAGCUGCCCCGGCAUCAUACUGGCGUUGCCUAUACUCGGCAUCACGAUCGGCAGGCUGGUCCAGAACUUCGAGCUGCUGCCGCCGCCUGGGCAGAGCAAGGUAGAUGUGAGUGAGAAGGGAGGCCAGUUUAGCUUGCACAUAUUGAAGCAUUCUACUGUUGUAUUGAGGCCUAGGGUUUUCUAGAUCUUCCAUUCUUUUUCUUUCUCUCUUCCUCUUGUGUUCUUAUUUGAAAGUUUAAAAUGCUUAUUUUCUUGAGGAUUUGGAGAAUGUAAGGGGGAAAAUAAAAGGGAUGAUGCUCUAAAGAUGAAAUUGAUAUGCCUUUUUUCU
Nymphaea colorata (pocket water lily) is the source of this 1756-nucleotide messenger RNA. RefSeq names its product trans-cinnamate 4-monooxygenase-like. The transcript is spliced from 3 exons. Bases 86 to 1612 code for a protein of 508 amino acids. The record is from RefSeq and is a predicted model, not a curated record. Gene Ontology annotation, molecular function: heme binding; trans-cinnamate 4-monooxygenase activity; iron ion binding. NCBI's taxonomy places the organism in Eukaryota, Viridiplantae, Streptophyta, Magnoliopsida, Nymphaeales, Nymphaeaceae. Gene Ontology annotation, biological process: lignin metabolic process.